This is a messenger RNA of Babesia sp. Xinjiang, 393 nucleotides long. RefSeq lists its product as uncharacterized. The transcript has 2 exons. Bases 1 to 393 code for a protein of 130 amino acids. Lineage: Eukaryota; Apicomplexa; Aconoidasida; Piroplasmida; Babesiidae. The record is from RefSeq and is a predicted model, not a curated record.
AUGGAGGACUGGCAGAAGUGGACUCGGCGUGCUGCCAACGCUAAGGCAACGCAGAAACCACCUCAAUUUCUCUUCUUUCCAAACCGAACAGCAGGACAGACAUACUUCAUCACUGUUGUAACCGGCAUAGCUAUACUAUCGCUUUCAUUUGGGCUUAUCAAGUCAGCAGAGGACAGCCAAGACAAGCUUGCAAGGACCAUCGCAACCGACACGCGCAUCCGUGCUUGUGACAUCGGUAACGAACAUCAAGCGAUAUUUCGUAAACGUGAGGAAGAAAAUAGGAUCCGCCGGCAGAGGCGAUAUCUAAGCAUCAACCCUAAGCCUGCAGGAGCGGUACUCAUAUCUGACCCCGAAGUUAGGAACAAUGAAAGAAGUGGGCACAUCGAUGCUUAA